Messenger RNA from Astyanax mexicanus (Mexican tetra), 2164 nucleotides. It is a transcript of the gene fbxl6, whose product is annotated as F-box and leucine-rich repeat protein 6. Gene Ontology annotation, biological process: SCF-dependent proteasomal ubiquitin-dependent protein catabolic process. The transcript is spliced from 10 exons. Gene Ontology annotation, cellular component: SCF ubiquitin ligase complex. Lineage: Eukaryota; Metazoa; Chordata; Actinopteri; Characiformes; Acestrorhamphidae. The record is from RefSeq and is a predicted model, not a curated record. Gene Ontology annotation, molecular function: protein binding. Bases 148 to 1899 code for a protein of 583 amino acids.
UGUGACGCGGUUCUCCCGGAGCAUCAUGGGAGUCGCGCUGUAAACACAAAGGAGGGUCGGUGAAGAGCUGCAGUCAUACAAUUUGAAGAAUGGAGUCUUAACUAUUCUCUUCACAGAAAAGAAGAAGAAGAAGAGUUUCCCACAGACAUGGAUAGUGGGCAUCCAGAAUCGUCUGCUCCCGAUGAAAAGCCCGUUAGCGGUCCGUCUUCACAACUAAAAGCUCCGAGUUCUGAGGGGAAGAAUGAGGAGGCGGCGGCAGCAAGUUCUCAGUCAGACACGACAGGACCUGCCAAAAGAAAAGAACCAUUAAAAAGGAAAGCGAUUCCUCUGAAAAAUGAGAAAAGCAAGAAGAAAAAGAAAAGUAAGAUCAGACAGCCUCCGAGACCCAGUUACACCGUGCAGCAUGGAGAGGACAUGCUCCUCAUUAUAUCCAACAUUAACCAGUUUGACAGUGUGUGGAAACCUAAAAGAAAGGGAUGCAAAAAGAAGAAAACCAAGACAAAGACAAAGAUCACUCCUGUUAAAAAGAAGAAAUGUCCUCCCAAACCAAAAGUCUCUAAAGCCAAAAAAGAAGAAGAAGAAGCUCCAGCUCCAGAUAUUCAUGUAGCUCAACUGGAGAACUCUGAAGCUGACUGGGGCCAAAAUCUUCCGGUGGAGGUUCUGGUUAAAAUCUUUGAGCUGGCUGUUCAGCAGGAUGGCGCUGUUCCUUUUCUGUGCAGGGUUGGCAGAGUUUGCCGUCUAUGGAAUUGUGCUGCAUCUUCACCAACCCUGUGGCGCAGUGUUUCCAUUGGCUACUGCUGGAUUGAACCUGGUAAGAGUCAGUUACCUGGAACUGAACAGAAGAUUAGGAACACAGUAGACUGGCUAGCACAAAACAGGUUCUCCCAACUGAGGGAUUUCUCGCUUUGUCACUGGAAAAAACAUGUUGAAUAUGUAAUUCAGACAGUUGCAGAAUCCUGCCCAAAUCUGCAGUCCCUGAAGCUGUCCUACUGCACGGGCGUGACUAAAGAGGCCUUUCAAAAUCUCGGCACUUCCUGUCCGUCUCUGGAGAGCAUUAAUGUGCAGCAUACAGAGUUUCAGGAUGAUGGGCUGGUCUCCUUCGUUGAGACGUAUGGAAAUCACCUUAAGCGAAUUUUUGUCACACGCAGCACAAAAAGUGACAAACUUCUCAAUGUUUUAUGUAGAGGUUGCUGUCCUGAACUCAGAGUAUUGGAGAUCAAUACGAAGUUAGAUAGUGGAUAUUGCCCUCUUCCUAUCUGUAUACAAGCUUUGCAGCUCGGCUGCCCCAAACUCCAGAUUUUUAGGUUGAUGAACGUUAGCCCUAUUCCGAAGAUGAUUCGCAACACUCCCAGCUCCACACCCGGCUUCCCCAUGCUGGAGGAGUUGUGUAUAGCCUCUUCUGCUCAUUCCUUCAUGACCGAUCACGACCUACACAACGUUCUUCACGGUUCCCCUCGCCUGCGGGUUCUGGACCUGCGAGGAUGCUCUCGCGUAACCGCCACAGGGCUUUACAACCUGCCAUGUGAAGAUCUGGAGUGUUUGUACUGGGGGUUGUAUUUUAAUAGUAAUGUCAUGGUGGCGUCCAACAAAGGACUUCACAUGCUCACUCAGAAAUGGAGUAAAACUUUACGCGAGUUGGAUCUGACCAAUCAGCCUUUCACAGAGGAGGACAUGGAGAUUGCAAUGGGGAGUCUGGCCCAUAAUCCUCAGGUAGAGUCCUUCCGCUCCCUGAAUCUCAGCGGGACCAGAAUCACCACACCUGCUCUCAGGUUACUAGUAGCCCAGGCUCCAGCUCUAAGCUACCUCAACCUGUCCUCCUGCCGUUAUCUCCCCAGAGGACUCAAACGGGUUUAUCGUGGCCCAGAGGACGUUCAACAAAUCCUGGACAAAUUGGACUAAUUUAAUGUGUAGUUUUCACAUAUUUUUAAUGGUUUAUAUUAAAACUGCAAUGCAUUUCUAUUUAAUUUUUUUGAAAUCUUUGAAUAAAUUGUCAUGUGUUGUAAUACUAAGUAGAUUUGUUAGAAUAUGAUAUGAUACCCAUUCAGCAGUAAUGUAAAAUAUGUUAAAAUAUAGUUCUGUUGUACUCCAGUACACAGACUAUAAUUUGUGUUGGGAAUAACAUUUGAUUAUGAUCUAAUAAUAAAAAGUAAUAAUAUGCCUGAAA